GAGCAAACAUAAACCAUUACCAAAAUCACAGUCAAAAUUCACAGAUAGCAUGAGCACUUCAAUCUCCAUAAGAAAAGCUUGAAAAGCAAAUCUACAAGAAAAGGGAACAUAUUCACGGGUUUACACGAGCCACCUCUCUCUCUCUCUCUCUCUCUCUCUCACCCAUUUUCUUUCUCUUCCACUGUGUCCAAAAACCACAAGCCUCACCCAAACCAAGUUUCAGAGACUUUUACUCCUCCAACCGACACGCAUCUUCUAAAUUCAGAGCACCCCACUUCAUAAAUUUAGCUCGUUUCUUCAAAAGUCGUUGCUUUCUUUGUUGGGUAUCUUCCCAUUUUUUUGUUGGAUUCUGAUCUUCGAAACCAGAUAUGUCUGUUGAGUCAGCUCCUGUUUCAGCUGACCACAGCAACAUCAAUGGAGUUUACACUCAUGGUGGACGCUAUGUCCAGUACAAUAUCUAUGGCAACCUGUUCGAGGUUUCCAAGAAGUAUGUCCCUCCUAUCCGACCCGUGGGAAGAGGAGCUUAUGGUAUUGUUUGUGCUGCUGUAAAUGCGGAGACACGGGAAGAAGUUGCGAUAAAGAAGGUUGGCAAUGCAUUUGACAACAGAAUUGAUGCCAAAAGGACCUUACGAGAAAUCAAACUUCUUCGGCACAUGGAUCAUGAAAAUGUGAUAAGCCUUAGAGAUAUUAUACGACCACCACGGAGGGAGAACUUCAAUGAUGUGUACAUCGUUUAUGAAUUAAUGGAUACUGAUCUGCAUCAAAUAAUCCGUUCCAAUCAAUCUUUGACUGAUGAUCAUUGUCGGUAUUUUUUGUAUCAGUUGUUACGAGGUCUGAAAUAUGUGCACUCAGCAAAUGUUCUGCACCGUGAUCUAAAACCUAGCAACUUGUUACUGAAUGCCAAUUGUGAUCUUAAGAUUGGAGACUUUGGUCUCGCUAGAACUACGUCCGAAACUGAUUUCAUGACUGAGUACGUGGUUACUCGAUGGUAUCGAGCUCCAGAGUUGCUUCUUAAUUGUUCAGAAUAUACUGCAGCCAUUGAUAUAUGGUCUGUUGGUUGCAUCCUCGGGGAAAUCAUGACAAGGCAACCCCUAUUUCCUGGGAAAGAUUAUGUUCAUCAGCUCAGAUUGAUCACAGAGCUUAUAGGUUCACCUGAUGACACCAGCCUUGGAUUUCUACGAAGUGAUAAUGCUCGUAGAUAUGUAAGACAACUUCCACAAUAUCCAAGGCAACAGUUUGCUGCUAGAUUUCCCAACAUGUCUGCUGGUGCAGUUGAUUUGUUAGAGAAGAUGCUUGUAUUUGAUCCAAACAGACGCAUUACAGUUGAUGAGGCUCUGUGCCACCCUUACUUGGCACCUCUCCAUAAUAUUAAUGAGGAACCUGUUUGCCCUAGACCUUUCAGUUUUGAUUUUGAGCAACCGUCUUUCACUGAAGAAGAUAUCAAGGAACUCAUCUGGAGAGAGUCCGUGAACUUCAAUCCUGAUCCACCUAUUUAUUGAGAUUUUGCAUUUACUAUACUGUAUGUGCAUAGUGAAAUACUUGAUGACUGAUUUACAACACUACUGGGAAGUUGUUUCCACAAAAUGUUAAACGCAUUUGAUAUAUUGAGAUUUUUUUUUUUUGAUAAAUUAUGUUGAGAUUUUAUGAGACUAUUGUGAGGUUGUUUUUCAUUUAAUAUUCAUAUUCUUGGAUAACUGUAUUGUUGAGAUGUACUGUUGGAAUAAUCAGAGGCUAAGCAGCAUUACUUGAAGGUUUCAGCAGGA
Lotus japonicus is the source of this 1763-nucleotide messenger RNA. Its product is annotated as mitogen-activated protein kinase homolog MMK2. Bases 369 to 1499 code for a protein of 376 amino acids. Gene Ontology annotation, molecular function: MAP kinase activity; ATP binding. Gene Ontology annotation, cellular component: nucleus; cytoplasm. Lineage: Eukaryota; Viridiplantae; Streptophyta; Magnoliopsida; Fabales; Fabaceae. The record is from RefSeq and is a predicted model, not a curated record. Gene Ontology annotation, biological process: intracellular signal transduction; protein phosphorylation. The transcript has 6 exons.